Messenger RNA from Morchella sextelata, 1851 nucleotides. RefSeq lists its product as uncharacterized. The transcript has 6 exons. Lineage: Eukaryota; Fungi; Ascomycota; Pezizomycetes; Pezizales; Morchellaceae. Gene Ontology annotation, molecular function: single-stranded DNA binding. Gene Ontology annotation, cellular component: RNA polymerase III complex. The record is from RefSeq and is a predicted model, not a curated record. Gene Ontology annotation, biological process: DNA-templated transcription. Bases 1 to 1851 code for a protein of 616 amino acids.
AUGUCGCAACAGCAUGCUGCCGAACUUUGUGCCCUUCUUGUAAACGACAUUUACGGCGAAGUCUCCUCCAAAGUCGUCUCAAUCCUACUACAGCUCGGCCGCCUGCCAAUACCGCAAAUAUGCUCCCACAUAAAGCUCGGUCCCAAGAUCGUCAAGCAGACUCUUGUAGUGCUUAUACAACAGCACAUAGUUACCCACUACACACAUUCCGAAAACCAUAGGGAUGUAGUGUACUAUGAGACAAAUUGGAUGCAGAUCUAUGAGCUGCUUCAUGCUGGUAGGAUCAUCCGUGCUAUGGAGAGUAGAUAUGGGAAUGAUGGAGCCUUGAUCAUCAGCAACAUGUUGCAACUCGGGCAUGCCCGGGUCUCUGACUUCCUCAGCGCCUAUGGAACCUCCACUAAAAAGGCCGGUCAAGACGCUGAAGACACCAUCACAUCGGUCGAAACGCUGAAAUCCGUUAUCACCGAAAUGGUCGCGUCACGUUUCCUGAUUCAAGUGCAAGAGCACCACAUGAACCCACCAACAGACACAAUCAACGCAAUGCGCAAAUCGCUCACAGCCCAGUUGCGUAAGAACUUCACCGUGGAGACCCGUCUUGUAAAGGAGGUCGACCGGCAGAUCGCGAUCAAAAUGGCGGAGUUUGCAGACGGGGAUACUAAUGCACACGCUGGAAUGAAGCGAAAGCUUGCAUCAUCGGCCAAGGGGAAGGCAAAGAAAAGGGCAAAGGUUAGUAUGUACGACCAGGAAGUCGAAGAGGAGGAGUGGGAGGUUGAUGAAGAGGUGGUUCUGAGGGUCAACCAUGAGAAGUUCCUGGUUUUAUUUAGAAACCAGGAAUUAGUCUCACUGGCGGAAAAGAGACUAGGGAAGACGACUUCUUUGGUGUAUGGACAGUUUUUGGAGAAGUUAGAACCGAAAUAUCUACGGUGCCAUGUUAUUGGAGACGAUGAUGAAGAGGAGGAUAAUCCUAAGAAGAGAAUUAAAUUGUCUGUACUUGAGUUGUCAAAAACCUUCGAUUUUUCUAUCGAGCUCGAUAACUCGAUAGCUGCACCACCAAAGGAGGUCUCGAAAGGUCGUAAACGUUCUUUGGAAGAUUCGGAUGAUGAGUCACCCAAACAUCUCAAUGGCAACGCCGAAGAUGAUGACGAAGAUGAGGAAGAAGACGAAUGGGCCGACCAUGAGGAAAUUGACGAUGCAGAUCCAGAGGCCUCAAAAAAGAAGAAGCGAAUGGCAAUCAUAAAGCAGCACCUCCAACUCCUUGCCGAAGAUUCCUUUAAGUUUUUAAAACACGAAAGCACCCGGGGUAUGGGUGAAUGGAGCAUCAAUUACAAGGAACUUGGAAAAUUAAUAAAGCAACUCGAGGUUGAAAAAGUGGUAGAAGAAAGAUUCGGUAGUAUGGGAACCCGGCUGCUGAGGAUCGUCAAAGAUAAAGGCAAGCUUGAUGAGAAGCAGAUCGCAAACAUAGCCCUCCUAAAACAAAAAGAAAUCCGUGCGACUCUCUCUGGCCUCCAUGAAGCCGGUCAUCUGGAACUCCAGGAAGUACCCAAAACAGCAACGCCACAGGUUUCCAGGAUGUUUUUCUUGUGGUUUUAUGAUUUCGAGAGAGCCAAGAAUGCUCUCAUUGGGGAUGUGUAUAAGGCUAUGGCUAGGUGUAUCCAGCGUACCAACACCGAGCGUGAUAAACGCAAAAGUUUAUUAGAGAAAUGGGAGCGUACGGAUGUACAGGCGAACCAAGAAGAGUAUUUGACAACAGGAGAGAAAAGGGAGUUGGAAAUCUGGAGUACAAGGGAGGAAAAGUUAUUGGCGCAGUUGAUGAGACUGGAUAGGAUUGUCAUGAUCAUGAGGGAUUUCUGA